Molecule: messenger RNA, 2994 nt
Organism: Elgaria multicarinata webbii
Lineage: Eukaryota; Metazoa; Chordata; Lepidosauria; Squamata; Anguidae
Gene: EFR3B
Product: EFR3 homolog B
Exons: 23
Coding region: 54-2570 (838 amino acids)
Biological process (GO): protein localization to plasma membrane
Cellular component (GO): plasma membrane
Source: RefSeq, a predicted model, not a curated record
CAGCGCAGCUGCGUUGCCUGCAUGCCAGGCCCCAAGGAGCGCCGGGAAGCAUCAUGGCAUGCCGGAGAGGUCUGAUGGACUGCACGGCGGCUGUGGAUCAUCACCUUUGCAGUGGUAAUCAGGGUGUCUGUGGCUGCUGCGGAGCUCUGCGUCCCCGUUACAAGCGCCUCGUCGACAAUAUUUUCCCUGAGGACCCAGAGGACGGACUGGUGAAAACCAACAUGGAGAAGCUGACCUUCUAUGCCCUCUCCGCUCCCGAGAAGCUGGACCGCAUUGGCGCUUAUCUGUCGGAGAAGCUGAUCCGAGACGUGAGCAGGCACCGAUACGGGUACGUGUGCAUCGCGAUGGAAGCUCUGGACCAGCUGCUGAUGGCCUGCCACUGCCAGAGCAUCAACCUCUUUGUGGAGAGCUUCUUGAAGAUGGUGGCCAAGCUGCUGGAGUCGGAGAAGCCUGACCUGCAAAUCCUCGGCACCAAUUCGUUCGUGAAAUUUGCAAACAUCGAGGAGGACACCCCGUCUUACCACAGGAGCUACGACUUCUUUGUCUCUCGAUUCAGUGAAAUGUGCCACUCCAGCCACGAUGACAUGGACAUCCGGACGAAGAUCCGCAUGUCUGGCAUAAAAGGCCUGCAAGGAGUGGUCCGGAAGACCGUGAACGAUGAGCUGCAGGCGAACAUCUGGGACCCUCAGCACAUGGACAAGAUUGUGCCUUCGCUGCUCUUCAACCUGCAGCACGCUGAGGAAACCGAAAGCCGUUCUCCGUCCCCCUUGCAGACGACGGAGAAGGAGAAAGAGAACCCGGCAGAGCUGGCGGAGCGAUGUCUGCGGGAGCUCUUAGGGCGGGCGGCUUACGGCAACAUCAAAAACGCCAUCAAGCCCGUGCUGAUCCACCUGGACAACCACUCCUUGUGGGAGCCCAAGACGUUUGCGAUUCGCUGCUUUAAAAUCAUCAUGUACUCAAUCCAGCCCCAGCACUCCCACUUAGUGAUCCAACAGCUUCUGAGCCACCUGGAUGCCAACAGCAGGAGUGCGGCCACCGUGAGAGCCGGCAUCGUGGAGGUCCUCUCGGAGGCGGCCAUUAUCGCGGCUUCCGGAUCCGUCGGGCCAACCGUGCUGGAGGUCUUCAAUACCCUGCUGAGGCAGCUGCGCCUGAGCAUCGAUUAUGCCCUCACAGGCAGCUACGAUUGUGCCAUCGCUGGUGGCACCAAGAUCAUCAAGGAGCAUGAAGAGAGGAUGUUCCAGGAGGCCGUCAUCAAGACCACAGGUUCCUUUGCCAGCACCCUGCCCACCUAUCAGAGGUCGGAGGUCAUGCUCUUUAUCAUGAGUAAAGUUCCGCUUCCUUCUCUGCACCACCCUCUAGACACGGGCAAGGCUGGGGAGAACAGGAAUCGUCUGACGCAAAUCAUGCUGCUGAAAUCGCUCCUGCAGGUUUCCACCGGCUUCCAGUGCAGCAACAUGCUGACGGCCCUCCCCAGCUCCUUCUUGGACCGGCUCCUGUCGGCGGCGUUGAUGGAGGACGCGGAGAUCCGCCUCUUCGUCCUGCAGAUUCUCAUCAGCUUCAUCGACCGCCACGGGAACAAGCACAAGUUCCAGACAAUCAGCACCCUCAGCGAUAUCUCCAUCCUGAAGCUGAAAGUGGACAAGUGUUCUCGCCAGGACACCGUCUUCAUGAAGAAGCACGCCCAGCACCUCUACCGGCACAUGUACCUGACUUGCAAGGAGGAGAACAACGGGCGCGCUCAUUACGAGGCCCUCUACAGCCUGCUGGCCCUCAUCAGCAUUGAGUUGGCCAACGAGGAGGUGGUGGUGGACCUCAUCCGGCUGGUGCUGGCCAUGCAGGAGCUGGCCCAGGUCAACGAGGAUAACCUGCCACUGUACAGCCGCUGUGCGCUCUAUGCGCUUGGCGCCGCCUACUUGAACCUCAUCAGCCAGCUGACCACCGUGCCUGCCUUCUGCCAGCACAUCCAUGAGGUAAUUGAGAUGAGGCAGAAGGAGGCCCCCUACCUGCUCCCCGAAGGCAUCUUUGCAGAGAAGCCCAGGCUGUCGAGAAACCUGGACCGCCUCGGCUCCGAGAUCCUCUUCCGGCAAAGCAAGAUCAGCGAGGUGCUGGGUGGGAGCGGCUACAAUUCGGACAGGCUCAGCACGCCUUACAUUCCCCAGCUGACAGAUGAAGAUAGACUGUCGAAGAGGAAGAGCAUUGGGGAAACCAUCUCCCUACAGGUCGAAGUGGAGUCCAGAAAUAGCCCCGAAAAAGAGGAGAGAGCUCCUGCCGAGGAGAUCACUUAUGAAACGCUGAAGAAAGCCAUUGUAGACAGCGUGGCCGUGGAGGAACAGGAGCGGGAGAGGAGGAGGCAGGUGGUGGAGAAGUUCCAGAAAGCCCCCUUUGAAGAAAUUGCGGCUCACUGUGGCGCCCGGGCGACGCUGCUCCAGAGCAAGCUCAACCAGAUAUUUGAGAUCACCAUACGGCCUCCGCCAAGCCCCUCGGGCACCAUCACUGCUGCUUAUGGACAGCCCCAGAGCCAUUCCAUCCCGGUGUACGAGAUGAAGUUCCCAGACCUCUGCGUGUACUGAGAACCCAACAGCAUGCCAGGACAGCAGCCAUGGAGCACAGAAUCACCCGGGACCACCUAGAAUGCUACCAUGCCCUCCACCCCCUGCAUGAGCCAGAGUGGAGCUUUGGGGAGGGGGCCGUUGAGCACCUUCCGACCAUGAGGGAUAAGAACAGCAUCCCUUCCAACUCAUACACUCCCGUGGUCCUUUCUCUCUCUCUCUCUCUCCCUCUCCCUCUUCUUUGUGCUCCACGCAUUUUCCGUCAUGCCCAGACCCGCAUCCAGAAAACCUUUUACGGACUGUGGGAAAGAGAUUGUUUUGGCUUCCCUUUUUUAGAAGCUGUUUUAAAAGUUUUGAAGGGUUGAAGAUUUUCUCUCUCCGGUGAAAGCGUGUGUUGAUAAUCCAUUACAUAAAGUAAAUUUAUUCUCUGUGCGUCUGCCUCUCA